AUGGGAGCUUGCGUGAGCAAGAGUAAAACUAAAGAACAGGAUUCUGAACAAAGUGGUGCUGAGUUUACUGGUGCGAAUGUGCACCUCAUCACCACCACAGAAAGUUGGGAUCAAAAGAUGGAAGAAGCAAAAAGGGACGGCAAAACUGUGAUUGCAAACUUCAGUGCAACAUGGUGUGGUCCUUGCAAAAUGAUUGCACCACUAUAUCGCGAGUUAUCGGAGCAAUACACUUCUCUAAUGUUCCUUGUGAUCGAUGUUGAUGAACUGACUGAUUUCAGUACUUCAUGGGAUAUCAAAGCCACUCCCACUUUCUUCUUCCUUCGGGAUGGCCAGCAAAUCGACAAGCUAGUGGGAGCCAACAAGCCAGAGUUGCAGAAGAAGAUAAUUUCCAUAGUAGAUUCUGCCCCGUGUCAGAAAUGA
Molecule: messenger RNA, 420 nt
Organism: Prunus armeniaca (apricot)
Lineage: Eukaryota; Viridiplantae; Streptophyta; Magnoliopsida; Rosales; Rosaceae
Source: the annotation of a GenBank genome assembly